Molecule: messenger RNA, 4278 nt
Organism: Cyprinodon tularosa
Lineage: Eukaryota; Metazoa; Chordata; Actinopteri; Cyprinodontiformes; Cyprinodontidae
Product: protein NLRC3-like
Exons: 15
Coding region: 140-3886 (1248 amino acids)
Molecular function (GO): protein binding
Source: RefSeq, a predicted model, not a curated record
AUCAUUAUAUAGCAGUUAUCCCUGACCUUUGGUUUUAUUGCUUGUAGCAAAGGUUGAGGAAAUCAGAGCAGCAGUCGGAAAAUAAAGCAGCGAGUCAGGACUGCAGGCUUCUAACAAAGAGAUCCAAACAGCUUCCAACAUGAACAGGUCUACAGAGAAAAAAGGAGAGCCUCCUGAACCCAGCAGUAUGUCUGUAAUGAGCGAUCACUCUGCAGAUUAUCCUCUGAACUUCAAAGCCAAGCGGGACCUUUUUGAAACAAGGGUUUCCUCCGACACACCUCUUGAGAGUAGACCCCCCUCAGACACUAGCUCUGUUUCCAUGAGAAGUGACCAAUCUGCCGGUCAUCCUUUAAACUUUAAAAGAGCUGACUCGUUCAGCACAAGUUCCAGCUCCAAAGUUUCCUCUGCGAGCGUCGCAGAGACGAGACGUGGCUCAGAUUCUAGCUCUGUUUCCAUGAGAAGUCACCAAUCUGCUGGUCAUCCUUUAAACUUUAAAGAUGGACGAGAGGCAUUGGAAACAAGCUGCAAUAACUUUUCCAAGAAAACAUCAGAGAGGAGACAUGGCUCAGAUUCUAGCUCUGUUUCCAUGAAAAGUGACCAAUCUGCUGGUCAUCCUUUAAACUUCAAAGAUGAACGAGAAGCAUUGGAAACAAGCUCAGAUAAUGUUUCCAAGAAAACAUCAGAGAAGAGACAUGGCUCAGAUUCUAGCUCUGUUUCCAUGACAAGUGACCAAUCUGCUGGUCAUCCUUUAAACUUCAAAGAAGGACGAGACACACUGGAAACAAGUUUUCCACAAAGGAAAGAAACGUCACUUGACUGUGUUUCCAUGAGGAGUGAUCAAUCCAAGGAUUACCCUCUUAACAUCAAAGAUGGAGUGGACGAGCAGAGGACAGAAAUGCUCAGUGAUCGGUCUGCAAACCAAGAUCCUUCGGAGCUGACGCUAAUUUUUAAGGAGCUGGAGAACAAUAUUGUUGACUUUGUCAAGAAUGAGCUGAAGAAGUUUCAGACUUCACUGCAUCCAGAUCCUUCACAACAGUUAAACAAGGUCAAGAAGGAUGAGGAGGUUCUGCGGGGUGAAGAUGAAGCCCAGAGGAGCACAAAGGAAGCUUUUUUAAAUAUCACACUGUACUUUCUGAAGUGCAUGAAACAGGAGCAGCUUGCUGACUUACUGUACAGCAAAAUAUUUGCUCCACUCUGUAUAAACAAACUUAAAUCCAACCUAAAGAAGAAGUUUGAGAGUGUAUUUGAGGGGAUCGCUAAAGCAGGAAGUCCAACCCUUCUGAACCAGAUCUACACAGAGCUCUACAUCACAGAGGGAGGGACUGGGGAGGUCAAUGAUGAACAUGAGAUCAGACAGAUUGAAACAGCAUCCAGGAAAGCAAACAGAGGAGAAACAACAAUCAAAGAGGCAGACAUCUUUAAAGUCCCACCUGGAAGAGAUCAACCAGUCAGAACAGUGAUGACAAAUGGAGUGGCUGGCAUUGGGAAAACAGUCUUAACACAGAAGUUCACUCUGGACUGGGCUGAAGGCAAAUCCAAUCAGAACAUCCAGUUCAUAUUUCCAUUCACCUUCAGAGAGCUGAAUGUUGUAAAAAAUAAAAAGUUCAGCUUAGUGAAACUUGUUCAUUAUUUCUUUGCUGAAACCAAAGAGGCAGGAAUCCAAAGGUUUGACAAGUUCCAGGUUCUGUUCAUCUUUGAUGGUCUGGAUGAGAGUCGACUUCCUCUGGACUUCCACAACAAGGAGAUCCUGACUGACGUUACAGAGUCCACCUCAGUGGAUGUUCUGCUGACGAACCUCAUCAGGGGGAACCUGCUUCCCUCUGCUCUCCUCUGGAUAACCACACGACCCGCAGCAGCCAAUCAGAUCCCUCCUGAAUGUGUCAGCAUGGUGACAGAGGUCAGAGGGUUCACCGACCCACAGAAGGAGCAGUACUUCAAGAAGAGAUUCAGAGAAAAGAAAGAGAGCAAAAGGAUAAUUUCCCACAUAAAGACAUCCAGAAGCAUUCACAUCAUGUGCCACAUCCCGGUCUUCUGCUGGAUCACUGCUAAGGUUCUGGAGGAUGUUCUGAAGGCCAAAGAGAAAGCUGAGCUGCCAAACACCCUGACUGAGAUGUACAUCCACUUCUUGGUGGUUCAGACGAAAAUAAAGAAAGUCAAAUACGAUCGAGGGUCUGAGACAGAUCCACACUGGAGUCCAGAGAGCCAGGAGAUGAUUAAGUCUUUAGGAAAACUGGCCUUUGAUCAGCUGCAGAAAGGAAACCUGAUCUUCUAUGAAUCCGACCUGAUAGAAUGUGGCAUCGACAUCAGAGCAGCCUCAGUUUACUCAGGAGUUUUAACACAGAUCUUUAAAGAGGAGACAGGUCUGUAUGAGGAGAGCGUUUUCUGUUUCAUCCAUCUGAGUGUCCAAGAGUUUCUUGCUGCUUUGCAUAUCCGCCUACAGAUCUCCAAGAACGACGCUGACUUGCCAAAAGAACAAAAGACUACCUUUAAUAUCUCCAAAACAAGAAAAGGUGUUACUCCACUGGGGAACUUCUACCAGACUGCUGUUGACGAGGCUCUGCAGAGUAAAAAUGGACAUCUGGAUUUGUUUCUUCGCUUCCUCUUAGGGCUCUCCCUGGAAAGCAAUCAGAAGUUACUAAAAGGUAUUUUGUCAUGGAUAGGAAGCAAUUCUGAGCCCAACCAGGAAACGAUUGCCUACAUCAAGAAGAAGAUUGAAACCUGCACAUCUACAGAGAAGUGCAUUAAUCUCUUCCAUUGUCUGAACGAACUGAAGGAUGAUUCUCUAGUGAAGGAAAUACAAACGUUCCUGAAAUCAGGAAAUCUGUCUCAACAAGAGCUGUCCCCCACCCAGUGGUCAGCUCUUGUCUUCAUCUUGCUGUCGUCAGAAAAAGAUCUGGACGUCUUUGACCUAAAGAAGUACUCUGCCUCAGAGAAUUAUCUUUUGAACCUACUCCCAGUCCUCAAGGCAUCUAAUAAAGCUCUCUUGGAUGGUUGUCACCUCUCAGAGAAAAGCUGUGAAGCUCUUGCCUCAGUCCUCAGCUCGAAGUUCUGCUAUCUGAAAGAGUUGGAUUUAAGUAACAACGACCUUAAGGAUUCAGGAGUGAAGCAGCUGUGCAUUGGACUGCAGAGUCCACAUUGUAAACUAGAAACUCUCAGGUUGUCAGGUUGCCUAAUCACAGAGGAAGGCAUUGUUUCAAUUGCCUCAGCACUUACCUCCAACCCUUAUCAUCUAAAAGAGUUGGACCUGAGCUUCAAUCAUCCAGGAAAAGCAGGGAUGAAGCUCCUUUCACAUUUGAGACUGGAGACACUCAGAACGGACUGUGGUGGAGAAUGGACGCUACAGGCAGGACUGAGAAAGUAUACUCGUGGACUGACUCUGGAUUCAGAAACGGCACACAGAAACCUCAAACUAUCUGAUAACAUCAGAAAGGUGACAGCGAUGACCGAGACCCAAGCGUAUACUGAGAACCCGGAGAGGUUUGACCACUGGCUCCAGCUGCUCUGUGCAGAAGCUCUGACCGGUCGCCAUUAUUGGGAGGUUAAAUGGGAGGGGAUGGUGAGCAUCGGAGUGACUUACAGAGGGAUUGAAAGGAAAGGGAACAGUGUCAGUUGUUUGCUUGGUGGGAAUGAUAAGUCCUGGACUCUUUACUGUUCAAAGAACGGUUACUUUGGGUUUCACGGUGACAAAAGGAAAGAUGUCCCACAAUCCUCCUGUGUCUCCGACAGAGUGGGCGUCUAUCUGGACCAUCCGUCUGGGACACUCUCCUUCUACAUAGUGUCCUCUGACAAACUCAUCCACCUUCGAACCUUCGGCGCCACAUUUACUGAACCUCUUUAUCCUGCUUUUCGAGCUUUUCCUGGUUCUUCAGUCUCUCUGGAGGAUUAAAAACUGUUUUCAAUCUUCUGAUCACUUCAUCUUUUAGGUUUAGUCUAAUGAUUCUGCCAGUGGCUUUUUACAGCCGCCUGUUUUUAUUUAAAACAAGAGGGAAAUAUAAAGAUUACAUGUAUUAUACAUUCAACAUUUAGUAAACUGUUGAAUGUUGAAUGCUGAAAAAAAAUAGAAAUCUAAAAAAGUCAUUUUUGCUUAAAAUAAGUGAAUUUUGUCAUGAUUUGAGGAGGUAAGUGAGACACUUUGCUAAUAGAACAAGACAAUUUACAUUUAAAAUAAGAAAAAUCAGUCACAUUGUCUCAUUCCAAGUGUUUUUCAUCUAAUUAUCUUAUUUUAAGAGUAAAGACACUCAUUCCAUUGGCAGAUCAUCCUAUUUACCUGCUCAAUUA